CAUUUUUUGCUCUUGAUUUCAAAUUUGAAAUUCAAAUUUUGAGUUUCAAUCUUUUCCUCUCUGAGCAAAAAUGGUCGUACGGAAACUCAACGAACCAGAAAUUACAGAACAGAAGUCUCUCCGACUGACGAGAAAUCUGCUUCAUAUUGCGAUAUCCAAGAUCAGCUACGUCAGAGGGCUUUUCCCCGAAAAUUACUUUAAUGAUAAAUCAGUUCCUGCUUUAGGCAUGAAGAUCAAAAUCCUCAUGCCUAUAGAUGCUGAAUCCAGAAGACUUAUUGACUGGAUGGAAAAAGGUGUUUAUGAUGCAUUACAGAAGAAAUACCUUAAGACACUUCUGUUCUGCAUCUCUGAAGCUAUUGAAGGACCUUCGAUAGAAGAAUAUGCUUUUUCAUUUAGCUAUUCGAAUUCUGGGAGUGAAGAGGUGGUGAUGAACAUAAGUCGUGCUGGGAAUAAAAAACAAGGAGCAACAUUCAAGUCUACUGGAAAUAAAGACAUUAAGCCAAACCAAAUGAGGAGUUCUGCUUGUAAAAUGAUCCGAACUCUGGUUCAAUGGAUGCAAACACUGGACUGUAUGCCAGAAGAGCGUACGAUUUUAAUGAAGCUUCUUUAUCAUGAGGAUGUCACUCCUAUAGACUAUGAGCCUCCAUUCUUCAGAGGCUGCUCAGAACAAGAAGUUAAUUGUCCAUGGUUGAAGAACCCUCUCAAAAUGGAAAUCGGAAAUGUUAACGGCAAACAUUUCGUACUAGCUCUCAAGGUCAAAAGCAUUUUGGAUCCAUGUCAAGAUGAAAACAAUGACAUGGAAGAUGAUGAGGAAAUCAGCUUGGGUGUUGAUUCAACGCCAGCAACUGAUCCUUCAAAUUCAGAUAGUGAGGCUUUGACUGAAGAAAUCAUGGAUAAACUUGUAAAGAAAAAUAUUCUAUCAAGAACGGGAAAGGAUUCUUACUCCAUCAGCAAGCUGAAGAAGUGUAAUGAGGAAAUUGUCAUGAAGGAAGAGAUGGGUGUACAAGUAAAGCAAGAUGGUGAGAAAGUUCAGCGAGGGAACAAUGAAGAUUACAUAUACAUGAAGGCUCUGUAUCAUGUCCUUCCAUUGGCUUAUGUUACGAUAUCUGAACUUCAAAGUAAGUUGGAAGGAGAGGCAGAUCAGGCAUUGGUGCGUAAACUGCUAAAUAAGAUGACUUGUGAUGGAUAUGUGGAAGCCGAGAGCAAUCCAGAACUUGGUAAUCGUGUCAUUCGGUCUGAAUUUACUGUCAAGAAGCUGAUUGAGUUAAUGGAAAUAUUCGAACCUCAAAACAUAUCAACCUGUGCUUGUGGUGGUCUCUGCUGUGUUGGUUCUGAUCUUACAAGAACUCUAGAAAUAUCAGUUGAUCCUCAUCUGAAUGGAUUGUCUAGAAUUCAAGAACAACUUGGAAACAACACACGCCUUCGCAGAAAUGAGACUGCAGCAUCUAGGGAGAAUGCUAUACCCUGGAGCAAUAAGCGCAAUGGUGUGGAUGGGAGGGGAUUCACCAAGUAUGUUGAGCAUGAUAAAACCUCCUGUAGCCGUCUGAGUCAGGAAAAGCACACCAGUAAAACUAGCACAGUGGAAGAGCAUAUUCAUCAAAACAUGAAGUUAUGUAAUAAAGUAUCAGAAAUUGGUCAUGGGACAACAGGAUUUGCAUUUAUCAAUCCUGAGAGAAUUAUCAUGGUUACAGAUGGGAAAGUUACAGGAAAAAAAUUGGGCUUCUACUUUGUUUGUCCAAGAGUUUCUUGUAAGAGAAGGAGAAUCAAGAGAAGAAGGAUGUGUGGAUAUUGGAAGUAUGGCUGGGUUCCUUAUGUGCGGCUGAACAGCAGAAAGAUAUUUGUUGUUGGAAAAUAUCCGAACCAAAUACUUAUUUCUUGUGCAGGUCUUACUUACUGGUAUAAAAUGAUUGUUGACGAUCUAAAGAUUAGGGUAGAGAAUGAUGAGAUUUUGACACCUGAGAUUUGUGCUGGAAUUGCAAGUGAAACAAUGGAUGUGGACGCUAACUAUGUGGAUGAGACCUUACGCCCGGAUGCUCCUAGUAUUCACGAGGCUUAUGCAGAAAUGUUUUUCGGAGGCUUCAUAGGAGAGGGACCUCAGAGAAGAUUAUCUCUAUUCUUGUGCAUCAAAAAUGAGUUUGCAGAAAUCAUUGAAUCCAGCAGAAUCCCAGAAUUCACCGAAGAAGAGUUGGAUAAUAUGGGUGUUAGUUUCAUGGGAAUUGGAACCGGUGGUGAAACAGCGUCUAGAGUUUUAGCAGGACAUCAGGAAGGGCUAAAUCAAGUUGGAUUACCAGGUGCACACUACACUAAUAAGGUUCUAGAUGCGAUGCAAAAUGCUAUAGUUGAAGAUAAAGAUUCAGGUGGAAUGGUUACAGUUGCUCAAAUGACACAGGAAAGUGUUCAAUUUGAAUAUUUUGACUAUGAUGGUUAUCCUUCUAUUCCAAUAUUCUAGCUCUUCUCUUCUUGGAAUUAUUGGUUUUGUACUGAUUUUGUACCUGGUCUUCUUCCUUGAACCUUGAUGUACUGAAAAUCUAUGUAAGCUUUACUUUGAUGUUUCAAUUUGAAUCUUCUACCAA
Molecule: messenger RNA, 2573 nt
Organism: Papaver somniferum (opium poppy)
Lineage: Eukaryota; Viridiplantae; Streptophyta; Magnoliopsida; Ranunculales; Papaveraceae
Product: meiosis-specific protein ASY1-like
Exons: 19
Coding region: 71-2449 (792 amino acids)
Source: RefSeq, a predicted model, not a curated record